Messenger RNA from Durusdinium trenchii, 984 nucleotides. The record is from the annotation of a GenBank genome assembly. Lineage: Eukaryota; Dinophyceae; Suessiales; Symbiodiniaceae.
AUGGAGGGUCUUUGGGUACCACCUUCCAAAUGCACCUUAAGUGGUUCUUGGUUCAUAUUUGUUCCAUCUCUUCUUCACGACCCACACCGGGUGUUGACAAACACUUUGGACACCUUCCGCGGACACCUUCCAGCUCCGCUCCGGAGGUGUCCUCGCCGCACAGCGUGGGCGAGUCGUUCUUCUCCGCCACGGCGGGCGCGGAAGCCUCUGUGGCUGAUGCACUUCUGGCGAUGGCCUUCGGCGACCUGCUCCCGGAAGCGGUUGAGGAGAUCGCUGAAUUGGUCGACGCUGGCGACCCGUCAGGAGUCUGAGUCCUCAGCCUUGUUGGGUGCACGCGCUGCCAUUGCACAUGCCAUUGAGCAUGCGGCAACUGUCUUAGCGGAGCAGGACGCGAAGAGCGAAAGCUCUGCGGUGAUCGGCGCACGGGCGGCGAUCGCCCUGGCGAUCCAGAAAGCGGCUGAGACGUUGAGAGAGGCACAGGAGUUGCAAGAGGCGCAGGAGGUGGAGGACCAACCGCAUGAAGAAGACCCAGCAGCUCAGAGGAAAAUUGAGCCUUUUGAGGUUCUGCAGGGUGAAGAGAUUCAACCAGAAGUUCAACCAGUUCAGCCAGAAGUUCAGCCAGAAGUUCAGCCAGAAGUUCAACCAGUUCAGCCAGAAGUUCAGCCAGAAGUUCAGCCAGAAUUUCAGCCAGAAGUUCAGCCAGAAGUUCAGCCAGAAGUUCAGCCAGAGUUGCCACCGGAGGUGCCUGAGGUACAGCCUGAGGUGCCCGAGGUACAGGUGCGGCAUGAGGUCGAGAUCGAGGUGGAGUCUGAGGACGAGCAAACCGAGGCCGAAGUGCGGCUUCCUGUGAAGCGUACGCCUUUCACGAAUUCCCUGGCGACGCGGAGCGAAGUGCGGAACUUCGCAGAGUCCUUGACCGCAGCGAUCUUCAGGGCCUCGAAGUUGGCCAAGAGUCGCGAAGGUGCAAAGACUGGAUUGCAGUGA